GAGUGAGUGAGUGAGAGAAAGAGAGAGAAAGGAAGAGAGAAAGAAGAAAGGAUUUUGUGAUCAAAAUCGAUCAAUCUCGGUUCAUUCAGGCGCAGAAGAACGCAGAAGAGAUGCCUUUAAAUGCCAUGUCUAUUGUGGCUGAAAGAACGUUACAAUAAGAACCAGAAAUGAUAUGGAACGUUUUCAGAAGUCUGUACUACAUACCUGUAACGUUUAACCAGUCAAAAAAGUUUCGCUCUCAAUAAAGGAGACUCAACAUUUGACGAGAAAGCUUCACUAGUCAAAAGACAGAAACACAUCAGCCAAGAAUGAAAUCUAACCAAAGCAAAGGUCCAUCUAAACACAUCGGUCGAGACGGCAUCACCAAAUUAGGGAGUGUAAGCAGUGAAUUUGGGAGUCUCUCUAGUGAUGAACUAGGGAGUACAACUAGCGAAUUAGGAAGUAUUGCAAGUGAACGAGCGAGCUCAAGUAGUGAACAAGAAGAUGUCAUCUGCGAAGAGAGCAUCGACGUUGGAAAGGCACUUGGCGGAGAAAAAGGGAACUUUUCUAUUCUCAAAGGAAGGAAGACUCGUCAACCAGAUUAUCUUACCGAUGAAAAAGAAGCUCGUAUCAGUCCACAAGAGAGAACAGCCAGUUCAAAAAGGGAAAUUCCCCAAUCACCAACGAAGCUUGAUGCAACAGAGGCGUCUGAACAUAGAAGAAGAGAGAGGAGUAUCGUCAGUAAUCAACUAGGGUCUAUAACCAGUGAAUACGGAAGCUACGGUAGUGAACAAGCAAGCCUAAGUAGUGAACAAGAGGAUGCCAUCUCCGAAGAGACCAUCAUUGCUGAAGCCGAAAAGAGGAACUUGUCUUUCCCCGCAAAAAGGACGACUGGUCAACCAGAUUAUCAUGCCGAUGUAAAAGGGGUUCGUAUCAGUCCACAAGGGAACAUAAUUAGUCAAACCAGGGAAAAUCCCCAAUCACGAGCGAAACUUGAUGCAACAGGGAGCAUCGCCAGUAGUCAACUAGGGAGUGUUACCACUGAAUACGGAAGCCCAGGAAGUGAACAAGCGAGCCUAUGUAGUGACGAAGAAACCCUCAUCUUUCCACAAGGAAGAAUAAUCUGCGAUCAAAGGGCCGUCACCAGUAAAGACGACUGCUGCCUCUAUUCACGACUGAAGCGCAUCAGUGAAGAAGGCAGUAUUAUCAGUGAAGAAGAGAUCCACUUUAGUAAAAGAGACGGCUUCGUUUGUGAGCAAACCAUCACCGGUCAACAAAGGCCCCACUCUUGUACAGGGAAGGGCAUCGUUUGUGAACAAGGCAACAUAAUCUGUCGACAAUGUGGUUCCACAUGCCCACAAGAGAAGAUCAUCAGUCGACAAAAGUCCAACAUUUGUGCAGGGAAGGGCUUCGUUUGUGAACAAAGCAAUGUAACCUGUCAAGAAUGUGGCCUCACAUGCCAACAAGAGAAGGUCAUCAGUCAACAAAAGUUUUGCACUUGUGCAAAAGAGGGCUUCGUUUGCGAUCGAAGCAAAAUAAUCUGUCAACGAUGUGGCUUCACAUGUCCAAGGGAGGACGUCGUCAGUCAACAAAAGGCCCAGAUUUAUACAAAAGAGGUCUUAGUUUGUGAACAAAGCAACAUAACCGGUCAAGAACAGACCCCCACUAAUAUACAAAGGGGCCCAAUUAUUCCAGAAGACAGCGUCAUUAGUAAAGAAAGUGACGUCAAAAGUCAUCCUGAGAGCAUCACUAGUCAACAAGUAGACGUCGACAGUCAACGAGAGAGCGUCACUAGUAAGGAACAAGACGUCAGCAAUCAGCCAGAGAGCAUCACUUGUCAAGAAGGAGAGGUCGACAGAAAACGAGAAAGCAUCACAAGUCAACCAGGAAUCGUCGGCAGUGCUCGAGAGAGCGUCGUUAGUCAACAAUUAGACGUCGACAGUCAGCGAGAGUGCCUCAUUACUGAAGACGGUGAUGUCAAAAGUCAACGAGAGAGCAUUACUAGUCAAGAAGGACACAUCGACAGUAAACGAGAGAGCAUCUCAAGUCAACAAAAAAUCGUCGACAGUCCUCGACAGAGCGUCACUAGUCAAGAAGGUGAUGUCAAAAGUCAACGAGAGAGCAUUACUAGUCAAGAAGGACACAUCGACAGAGAGAGCAUCUCAAGUCAACAAAAAACCGUCGACAGUCCUCGACAGAGCGUCACUAGUCAAGAAGGUGAAGUCAAAAGUCAACGAAAGAGCAUUACUAGUCAAGAAGGACACAUCGACAGUAAACGAGAGAGCAUCGCAAGUCAACAAAAAAUCGUCGACAGUCCUCGAGAGAGCGUCACUAGUCAACAAUUAGAUGUCGACAGUCAGCAAGAGUGCAUCAUUAGGGAAGAAGGUGAUGUCAAAAGUCAACGAGAGAGCAUUACUAGUCAAGAAGGACUCAUCGACAGUCAACAAGGGAGCGUCACUAGUCCACACAUAUUCGUCGUAAGUCCUCGAGAGAGCGUCACUAGUCAAGAAGGUGAUGUCAAAAGUCAACGAGAGAGCAUUACUAGUCAAGGACAUAUCGACAGUCAACGAGGGAGCGUCACUAGUCCACAAAACAUCGUCGACAGUCCUCGACAGAGCGUCACUAGUCAAGAAGGUCAUGUCAAAAGUCAACGAGAGAGCAUUACUAGUCAAGAAGAACACAUCGACAGUAAAGGAGAGAGCAUCUCAAGUCAACAAGAAAUCAUCGACAGUCCUCGACAGAGCAUCACUAGUCAGCAAUUAGAUGUCGACAGUCAAAGAGAGUGCAUCAUUACUGAAGAAGGUGAUGUCAAAAGUCAACGAGAGAGCAUUAAUAGUCAAGAAGGACGCAUCGACAGUCAACGAGAGAGCGUCACUAGUCCACAAAACAUCGUCGACAGUCCUCGACAGAGCGUCACUAGUCAAGAAGGUCAUGUCAAAAGUCAACGAGAGAGCAUUACUAGUCAAGAAGAACGAAUCGGCAGUAAACGAGAGAGCAUCUCAAGUCAACAAGGAAUCGUCGACAGUCCUCGAGAGAGCAUCACUAGUCAACAAUUAGAUGUCGACAGUCAACAAGAGUGCAUCAUUAGGGAAGAAGGUGAUGUCAAAAGUCAACGAGAGAGCAUUACUAGUCAAGAAGGACACAUCGACAGUAAACGAGGGAGCAUCAAUAGUCCACAAAUAUGCGUCGAAAGUCCUCGAGAGAGCGUCAUUAGUCAAGAAGGUGAUGUCAAAAGUCAACGAGAGAGCAUUACUAGUCAAGGACAUAUCGACAGUCAACGAGGGAGCGUCACUAGUCCACAAAAAAUCGUCGACAGUCCUCGACAGUGCGUCACUAGUCAAGAAGGUCAUGUCAAAAGUCAACGAGAGAGCAUUACUAGUCAAGAAGAACACACCGACAGUAAACGAGAGAGCAUCUCAAGUCAACAAGAAAUCGUCGACAGUCCUCGACAGAGCAUCACUAGUCAACAAUUAGAUGUCGACAGUCAAAGAGAGUGCAUCAUUACUGAAGAAGGUGAUGUCAAAAGUCAACGAGAGAGCAUUAAUAGUCAAGAAGGACGCAUCGACAGUAAACGAGAGAGCAUAUCAAGUCAACAAAAAAUCGUCGACAGUCCUCGGGAGAGCGUCACUAGUCAAGAAGGUGAUGUCAAAAGUCAACGAGAGAGCAUUACUGGUAAAGAAGGACAUAUCGACAGUAAACGAGAGAGCAUCACAAGUCAACAAAGAACCGUCGAGAGUCCUCGAGAGAGUGUCACUAGUCAACAAUUAGAUGUCGACAAUCAACAAGAGUGCAUCAUUACUGAAGAAGCUGUCGUCAAAAGUCAACGAGAUAGCAUUACUAGUCAAGAAGGAAUCAUCGACAGUGCUCGAGAGAGCAUCAGUAGUCAACUAAUUUACAUGAACACUCAACGAGAGUGCAUCAUUAGUGAAGAAGAUGUCAAAAGUGAACGAGAGAUCAUUACUAGUCAAGAACACAUCGGCAGUAAACGAGUGAGCAUCACUAGUCAAGAAGGUGACAUCAAAAGUCAGCGAGAGAGCAAUACAAGUCAAGAAGAACACAUCGACAGUAAACGAGAGAGCAUCUCAAGUCAACAAGGAAUCAUCGCCAGUCCUCGAGAGAGCGUCACUAGUCAACAAAUAGAUGUCGACAGUCAACAAGAGUGCAUCAUUAGGGAAGAAGGUGUCGUCAAAAGUGAACGAGAGAGCAUUACUAGUCAAGGACACAUCGACAGUAAACGAGAGAGCAUCUCAAGUCAACAAGGAAUCAUCGCCAGUCCUCGAGAGAGCGUCACUAGUCAACAAUUAGACGUCGAUAGUCAACAAGAGUGCAUCAAUAGUCAAGAAGGUGACGUCAAAAGUGAACGAGAGAGCAUUACUAGUCAAGGACACAUCGACAGUAAACGAGAGAGCAUCUCAAGUCAACAUGGAAUCAUCGCCAGUCCCCGAGAGAGCGUCACUAGUCAACAAAUAGACGUCGACAGUCAACAAGAGUGCAUCAUUAGGGAAGAAGGUGUCGUCAAAAGUGAACGAGAGAGCAUUACUAGUCAAGGACACAUCGACAGUAAACGAGAGAGCAUCUCAAGUCAACAAGGAAUCAUCGCCAGUCCUCGAGAGAGCGUCACUAGUCAACAAAUAGACGUCGACAGUCAACAAGAGUGCAUCAUUAGGGAAGAAGGUGUCGUCAAAAGUGAACGAGAGAAGAGCGUCACUAGUCAACAAAUAGACGUCGACAGUCAACAAGAGUGCAUCAUUAGGGAAGAAGGUGUCGUCAAAAGUGAACGAGAGAGCAUUACUAGUCAAGGACACAUCGACAGUAAACGAGAAAGCAUCUCAAGUCAACAAGGAAUCAUCGCCAGUCCUCGAGAGAGCGUCACUAGUCAACAACUAGACGUCCACAGUCAACAAGAGUGCAUCAUUAGUCAAGAAGGUGAUGUCAAAAGUGAACGAGAGAGCAUUACUAGUCACGAAAGAGUCAUUGACAGGCACCGGGAGAGCAUCACUAUUCAAAAAGACUUUGACAGUCAACGAGAGAGCAUCAUCCAUCAUCAGGGAUGCCUUAAAAUUCAACAAGAAACCCCCACUAGUAAAGGUAACGUCACCAGUCAGCGAGAAAGGUUUACUAGUGAAGAAAGAUACGUAAAAUUUCAACGAGAGAGCAUCACUAGUCAAAACGAAGCCGUCAAAAGUCAACGAGAGUGUAUUACUUGUCAAGGAGACGUCGACAGUGAACGAGAGAGCAUUUGUAGUCAAGGAUUCGUCAGAUAUCAACGAGAGAGCUUCAGUAGUCAACAAGGAGUGUGCAUCACUUGUCAACAAGAAGAGAACAUGACUAUUCAAGAAGGAUACGGGAAAAUUCAACGAGAGAGCAUCACUAGACAAAAAGAGACCAUUCCCGUUCAUCAAGAGACCCACACCAUUCAAGAUGGAAGCUUCUACAGUGCACAUCAGCAAGCCAGCCCCGUCAGUCAAGAAAGAUGCUUAAACAGCCAAGAAAUCUACAUCGACCACCAAGCCAGACACAUCUGUCAACAAGCUAUAUUCACCAAUCAGAACAAAGAGCAAAUCCCCAGCUGUCCCGAAAGUAGCCUCAGUAGUCUAAAAGGAAGCGCUACCAGUGAAGAAGAGAGCAAGCCUACCAGUCAAGAAGUCCUUGCCAAUCAAGAUGGAGCCAUUCUCAGUGAGCAAGGGCGUAUAACCACUCAAAAAGCGAUCCUCAUCAACAAGCGAAUGAAACCUAUCUGUCAACGUGCGAAUACACCUAAGAUACGAGUGAAUCUAGCUAUUCAGCAGGCGGGCCUCAGAAAUCAACAGGAUCGUUUCACUAGUCAAAAACCAUGCUCAGUUUGUCAGCAAGGGAGUCUUUCCAGACACCGAGUCAUCGCCUGCAACCGAUAUGUGAACCAUCAAAUAAACAUCACCAAAUCAAGCAAGUGCUUUACCAACCAACAAAGGAACUUCAUUCAACAUACGGGCCAUAGUAACCAAUAUCGGAACCUUACCAACUAUCAACGGAGCCUCACCAGCCAUCAACAGAGCCUCUCUAACCAACAACAUUUUCUCGUUAUGCAAGAAAUGGCCGUCGCUGAUCUAAUGCAAAACGUCGUUGUCAAACGAAGGACAUUUACGUCCCCACAGGAUAUCUACACAAGACAACAAUGUAUCCAGUAUAGGAGCCACCCCAACGAGCAGAUCUUCCAUAUUGGGCAACAAGAGUAUGCCGGCUGUCGACACGUGGGCCUCAGCUCACAAGAGGGAAACAGCAGCAAAUAUGUAUUUCGCACCAGCAAACACGUGUGCCAUGACAACAAGCAACAUUACCACAUCAGGCAUCAAGGUGGCCUCACUAGGCCACAAGUCGGCCCCAAAAGACAAAAAGGGUGUCCUUUGUGCAGUCAUCAGGUCACUGCUUCUGCAACAGCUGCUACUGAUGCCCUUGAUGUUGCUGUUCCUGUUACUGCUGCUGCUGUUAAUGUUGCUGCAGCUACCGUUGCUGCUGCUGCUGCUACUGCAGCUAAUGUUCUUCUUGUUUUCUCUCACCUUGUAAUUUAUCUUGGAAAAUAUCGUUAA
Messenger RNA from Octopus bimaculoides (California two-spot octopus), 6545 nucleotides. RefSeq lists its product as uncharacterized. The record is from RefSeq and is a predicted model, not a curated record. Lineage: Eukaryota; Metazoa; Mollusca; Cephalopoda; Octopoda; Octopodidae.